Molecule: messenger RNA, 2586 nt
Organism: Cololabis saira (Pacific saury)
Lineage: Eukaryota; Metazoa; Chordata; Actinopteri; Beloniformes; Belonidae
Exons: 10
Coding region: 213-1193 (326 amino acids)
Cellular component (GO): cytosol
Molecular function (GO): aldose reductase (NADPH) activity
Source: RefSeq, a predicted model, not a curated record
AAGUGAUAAGGAAGAGGGAGAAGAAGAAAAAGAGUGACGGUGCAAAAACAGUGAGUUGAAGGAAAGACAGUGAAGCAUUAAAGUAAAGUCAGCAAAGACAAAGGAAGGACGUUGACACGGCAGAAACGCUGAAAAGUAAAAAGAGGAAGAAGAGCACUGUGACAGUUUGUGCUGCGCUUCUUCUCUUGUUGUUAUUACCCUGCUUUGACUAAAUGUACUCGGCGGAGGACACGCAGGUGCCCCGGCACUUGGAGCUGAAUGAUGGCAGACGUAUGCCACUUCUGGGUCUGGGGACAUGGCAGGCUUCUCCUCUGGCGAUGACCUCGAUCCAGGGUGGAGUUGAGGCAGCUAUUGCAGCUGGUUAUCGCCACAUAGACACAGCCUACGGCUACCAGAAUGAGGUGGACAUUGGGAAAGCCCUGCGCUCCAAGAUGCAGCAGGGCAUCAUUCGGCGUGAGGACAUGUUCAUUGUUAGCAAGCUGUGGGGCACCCAUCAUGCACCAGAUGACAUCCCAGUGUGUCUUCAAAAGUCCCUAAAGGAUCUCCAACUGGAUUACCUUGAUCUGUAUCUUGUGCAUUUCCCUGUGGGCUUAAAGAAAAUAGAUGAUGAGCUUUUUCCACAGAAGGAUGGCCAGAUUCUGACCUCUGACAUUGACUACCUGGAUGUAUGGAGGGGGAUGGAGAUGUUGCAAGCCUCUGGGAAGGUGAAGAGCAUCGGUGUGUCCAACUUCAGCAUCCUGCAGCUGGAGAGACUUCUUGCUCUGUGCAGGGUCCCCCCUGCUGUUAAUCAGAUUGAGCUGCAUCCCUACCUGGUUCAGACUGAUAUCAUAGAGUUUUGUAAAUCCAAGAACAUCGCGCUGACAGCCUACAGCCCCUUUGGUUCACCUGGAAGACCCUCAGAUCAGCUCACAGGUGACACCGAUCCUCAUUUACUUCUGGAGGACCCUGUUGUGGCCCAUAUAGCCAAGAAGCACAGACGCACCCCUGCACAGGUGUUGCUGAGGUAUCAUGUUGAGCAGGGAGUUUCAGUCAUCCCUAAAAGUGACAAGUCCCAUCACAUCCUUGAGAACACAAAGAUCUUUGAUUUCAGUCUAACAGAAGAAGACAUGCAAGCUCUUAAAAGCCUUGACCGAGGCUGGAGGUCCUGCAUGCUUGAUGAAUACAAGUCCCACCCGUACUUCCCCUUUGUGUGAGCCAGCCAGGAGAGAAGUCACCGCACAACUGGGAUCAAUAUACAUGACUAAUAAUAAUCAAAUGUGAAUGCCAUGAAUCGGACCAACGAACAUUUGCAAAUGAUUAUAUUUUUCUUAAUGAAUGUUGAAGACAUGUCACAUGUCACAUACCACAGAGGUAGAACAGCUUAACUUUCAACCUGUCUUUACUGCUCACAGCUCUGCAGACUCCACCUGCAGGACUUAGUUCUUAGUUCUUGCACACUUACACUUGAUAUUUUGAUAAGUGAAUUUACACUGGCAACUCGGUUAUUGCAAAGUAAAGGUCAACUACUGAGAUGGUGCUCUCAAAACAGACCGAUAAUUGAGUGUGGAAUGCUGGACACGGCCCGCACUAAUUAAUGGUGGUAAUGUUGUCGAUGCACUGGAAGUGGUGGGAGCCUCAUUUGCUAUGUUUUGGGAUAUUUUGGACAGUCCUCUGUAUUCAGCAUCAAUGAUGGCACAGCUGUAAAGUACCAUAAAUAAAUAAAGUGGACAGAUCACACAAUUACAAUUUAUAAUUAAUGAAGUCCAAUAAUGACAAUAAUAGAGCAGUAAUGAAGCAGCCGAAGAACAAAGUACACCAUCAUCACCCCGGUAAGAGCUCAAAGGCUCUUAUACACCGGGUAAGCACUCACACACUGCACAUGCAGGAGCACAGUGAGCUCUUGCGUGUGCAAAAAGACAAAAAUCAAAGAAACAAACCAAAAAUCUAUUGCUAUCAUGGCAGCACCAGCAGUCUGACCAGCACUGAUCCAGCUGUCCCCUCCUAUAUGAUCUCUUGCUUGUGUUUGUUCUCUCAGAUGUAAGUCGCUUUGGAUAAAAGUGACUGCUAAAUGACAGUAGUAGUGGUGCUUAUGAUGUUUAUGAGUAUGUUGGGGGGGUACAUGUGUGCUGUGUGGGUAUCAUCAAUGUUAGGAUGUGCAUGAAAAUGACCUGUUUUAACCACAAUUUUAUAUGUUGGUGAUUUUAUUAUGUAAAGCACUUUGCUCUAUUUAGUAUGAAAAGUGCUAUAUAAAAAAGGUUUGAUUUGAUUAGUAGUAGUACUGUUUUUAGAAAAGUGUACUGUUUGGACAGUAACCCACGUUUGCCCCUUGUGAAUCUGCCAUGUAAGGCUUUGUGCUGCCCACCUCAGAUGUACACUAAGAACAGAAAGUUGUGAAAUAAGGAAAAUGUUUUUUUUAAAGGGAGGUUAGAUCAUUCUGCUGUGAUCUGGAUUUGUGAUGUCACAACCUCCAGUGAAUCUGAAAGUCUCACAGAAGGAGGAUGAUUCAAACCUGGAUCAUCACACACAAACUGACAAGUUUGUGUCAUGUCAAAAUCUUACAGUUGCUUUGUGAUUUUAAAAAUCCAAAUAAAUAAACUUUUUUCUGUC